CUUGAAAUCUUCACCAAAAGGUUAUCCUAUCAUUUCCAACUUUGCCUUUCACAGCACAACCAGCAAACAGCACAACAGAAGACCAGCAACGUGACCGACAGCAUCAGAGCAUCAUGUCGUUAGAGCAUAACAAGCACAUUGAGACGACCAGCGAGGACGCUAAGCAUGUGGACUUGUUCAUUGCGGAGUCUAUGACUUCUCAACUUUCACAGAACAAGACGGCCUCGAGCGGACAGAGCGCAAAGAGGAAGAGCAGACAGCAGCUCUGCCGAUAUUUCGCGCGAUCAAAGUGCCGAGACGGCGAGAAGUGCAAGUUUCUACAUGAAAAGAAACCGAAAAAGUCAAAGCAAACGAGCUGUGAAGAAGACGCUGGUUCAUCGACCACGCAGCCAGCACCCGCUGUAGAGCCUGAACAGAAGAAGAAGACGCGUAAAUGCAAGUAUUUCGCUUGGAACAAAUGUCGCAAUGGCGACAAGUGCAAGUUCUCCCAUGACAGUAAGAAUGGCGGCGUUAAAAGGAAGGAUGACACAUUGGAGCCCUAUCUACACCCCCGCGCAGUCGUGGUGGUGCUGGGUGGAUCCACUGAACCGGAAACUAUCAAGGAUGAAGACACGAGCGAGUGGUCUGAUGCACAGCAGCGUGCUCUCGAUCUGGCAUUGAAGAGAUACCCGGCGUCGAUGGACAUGACUGAUCGAUGGACCAGUAUAGCCAACGAGGUGGAUGGUCGAUCCUUGAACGAAUGUAUCGACCGCUUCAAGAAGUUGUGCGAACUUGUGCGGAGCGGUGUGGACCCUACUACGGUAUAUUCGUCCGAGGAGAUUGCAACAGAGUCGAUUGCAAGCGAGAGAGACCCUAUCAACAGUCAGAUUAUUCCUCCAGAACAGCGUGUCGCCGUUGAAACUGAACCAGAAGUGACGGGAACGCAGAUCUGCCUCGAAGAUCUCUUUCUCCACGAGAUCGGCACACUUGUUGCCCACCAACUUGUAUGCCAGCUCCAAUGCGCCAACUGCCCGCUAACGUUUGACGCCACUUUGAGCCUGGACGAAGCGAAGUUCCAACGAUGGUGUCCUCGAUGCAGCGUGCUGCACCACAUCCAGAUCAGAUCAGUGUUUGCCCAUGCUCAGAGUGAUGUCCUGGCUUAUCUGGAUACUGAGAACUGCAGCAUUAUUGACGUACUGCCGUCGAACAUGUUAGUCACUUGCUUGGAAUGUGGAAACGAAGCACUACUAGAGGGAGUUGCGCCGAGUCAGCGAUCAGAGCAAGUCUGCUUCUCUUGCCACACUAAGCUGGCUGUAAUGGCAAAACGCUUCCUGGCUCGACAACUGGAAGGAUCGAGUCGAAAGCGUGAUGAUUCUGCAACAAAGCCGGAAGCCAAGCAGAGACCCAACAAAUUCAAGGAGACUUUCGUCCUGGGCCAACCACUACCUCGUUUUGGAGCCUGCAAUCACUACAGACAUUCGCUGCGCUGGUUUCGGUUCCAGUGCUGCGGUAAAGCGUUCCCGUGUAACGUGUGCCACGACUCGAGUGACUGCUCGAAAGCCAACAUGGGGAUCCUUGCCACCCGGAUGAUCUGUGGUUUGUGCUCGAAAGAGCAGUCGAGCUCGGUCAAAGUGUGCUCAUGCGGCAACGACGUCGCGUCCAAGAAAACAACCACUCAUCACUGGGAAGGUGGCACUGGCUGCCGCAACUACUUCCUGAUGUCGCGCUGGGAUAAGCAGAAGCACCGAGGCCAGAACAAAACGGAGUGUACCAAGUUCACUCGCGUUGGAGCAGAAGCCAAGCGGCGCAGAGAAAGCGCCAAUGCGAACGCCAACUUUCUCGUCCCGGGCGUUCACUAAUUUCCGGUAAAGCUCGAACUACUACGACGCUAGCGACCAAUGUCUUCAGCAUUAGCCCGCAAAGAUCGUGUCAUCGCUAGCUGCAUCUAAACGAAUAAUACACAUUUGAUUUCAAACAAUGGCUUGCUAUUGUUGAAAGCAUUGCCCUGUAAGGUAUGCUCAUAACCGUGUUAUAUCCAAUUGUUUCCCGUUCCA
This is a messenger RNA of Phytophthora nicotianae INRA-310, 2033 nucleotides long. RefSeq lists its product as hypothetical. Gene Ontology annotation, cellular component: cytosol. The coding region runs from base 114 to 1838 and encodes 574 amino acids. The transcript has a single exon. The record is from RefSeq and is a predicted model, not a curated record. Gene Ontology annotation, molecular function: ribosome binding; zinc ion binding; Hsp70 protein binding. Lineage: Eukaryota; Oomycota; Peronosporomycetes; Peronosporales; Peronosporaceae. Gene Ontology annotation, biological process: 'de novo' cotranslational protein folding; regulation of translational fidelity.